Messenger RNA from Acanthamoeba castellanii str. Neff, 819 nucleotides. RefSeq lists its product as uncharacterized. Bases 1 to 819 code for a protein of 272 amino acids. The record is from RefSeq and is a predicted model, not a curated record. Lineage: Eukaryota; Discosea; Longamoebia; Acanthamoebidae. The transcript has 2 exons.
AUGCGCGACACGCUCGAGUUCGAGAAGAAGGGCAAAAGUGUCACGCCAACCACACUGCGCCAGUCGCUCAAGUACGCCGACGUGGCGGAUGCGGCCGGUGCGAAUCCCAACCCGAUCAAGCGCGCCGGUGACGCGAUACUCGAGAGCGGGAUCGAGCAGCUGCUCGCCAGUCUUCAGCCCGACCACAUCAAGCAGGUCUGCGCGGUGACGCACACAUUCGGCGGCGACUUGGCGCAACUGCGCGAGGCCAUCGUGGCCCAGUACUUGGCCUCCGGAGGCGGCAGCCUCGCGCGCUUCAUCGAGGAGUGCCCGGCCCCGCUGCAGAGCGCGUUUCAGCGGGUCCUGCGGCUCAAGAAGAACGCGCGUGACCCAGUCGCGCACCAGAUCACCACCGGCAUCGUGCUGCUCGGCACGCACCACUACUUCAGACAAUUGCCCAAUCUUCUCAAGAAGGAGUGGUGCCGCGACCUCGGGCUCAAGGUGAGCGGCACCGCAGCGGAGCUGGAGGAACGCCUCAUGUGGGCGACCCACACGGAGAGCUACCCCGAUCCAGCAGUAGAGCCCCCUGGCUCGGGAUCGGAUGGCGACCAACCAUUGACGUGGGCGGACAAGAUCGAGUCGGCACUCCAACAGCACGGGGGGGAAGCCACCCUGACCGAGAUCUACUGCGCCAUCGAGGCAGAAUUCCCCCAGGACAUCGUCGACAAGCCCAACUGGCAACCGGCCAUCCGUUCGUGUCUCUCCACCAACACCAGCAAGGGCAGGUUUGCUGUGGAGGAAACUGCCGAUGGCCGGAAGUGGAGCCUCAGCCAAGGCUAG